This is a messenger RNA of Klebsormidium nitens, 1924 nucleotides long. The record is from the annotation of a GenBank genome assembly. Lineage: Eukaryota; Viridiplantae; Streptophyta; Klebsormidiophyceae; Klebsormidiales; Klebsormidiaceae.
AUGGCGGCGAGAUUUCGGGUGUGUGCGGAUUUGGCGGUGAAGAUGCAGCAGCUGGGUUAUCGUGGCGAGCUCAGCUUUCAACAGUUCCUCUACCCGUCCGAAUCUGACACCCGCAACCUCGUCCGCUUCCUGGUUGAGAAGCUCGCCGCCAGCCGAAGCUCCGCAUCUGGAGCGCGCAGCGGCAGCCGCGUCGCCUCUCGCUUCCUCUCUGCUCUCAACUCCAAUAGUGCCACGUCAGCCCCUCUUCCCGGCGGCAAACACGCUGGCGGGAAGCUGGUGGUGCCGCAUCGGUCGCAGCCGCUCGCGAUCGGAAUGAAUAAACAAAAGGGAAUCUACGUGUUUGGGAGCAAGGGCUUUGCGGGGGUGCGACCACAGCAUGUGCCGGGGGGGGCAGAAAGCGGGGAGGUGGAGGCUGCGCAGAAGGGGGUGGAAGAGAUGAGAUUGGAGGACGGAGCAGCGGAAGAAGGAGGGGAGGGCGAUGCGGAGAUGCUCGCGCUUCAGGAGCGGUAUGAGAGCGGCGCAGCGGCGCUGACUGCCCUCCAGGACCGCAUGGGGGAACUCGAGCUCGAGUACCGGCGGUUGGGUGAGGAGGCCGAGGCACUCGAAGAGGAGACGGUCCGGUUAGAGGAGGAGUAUGUCCUGCGCAAGGAGACGGCGGGGGUCCUCUUGGAACGGGGAGGCAACGUAGAGGAGCUUGCCGAAGAGCUGCAACGGUGGAUCGACAAGGCGCACGAGCGGAAGCGGGGCCUCGAGGAGGAGUGGGCGGCGUUUGCGGGGCCACUGGAAGCGCAGCGCGGAGAGCUACGAGGCGUGGGGGGGCAAGAGAGGGAAGCAAUGAAGGCACGUGAGGAGGAGACGCGGGCACUGCGCGCCGAGUGCCGGGAACUAGAGGCGGACAUUUUCGACAAGGAGGGGCAGCAGGACGCCCUGCUGGCGGAGCUGGAGGGCGCCCCAAAGGGCGCCCCGGGGGCUGCAUACGUCCGGCGCAUCUCGGACAUUGUGAAGCAGGUCCGGAAGCAGGAUGCGGACAUUGCCAAGAUAGUCGCCGACAUCCGUGACCUGCAGCGGCAGAACAACACGGAGCAAGACAAGCUGCGCCGGACGUACGCGCUAGUGGACGAAAAGGUCUUCCGAGAGGCGAAGAGGGACGCGGCAUGCAAGGCGGCAUACCGCGUGCUCUGUUCCAUACACCAGUCAUUUGGCGACUUGGUCGAGGCGACUACCGAACGGGAUAGAGUCAGCCGGGAGGUCGCCGAGAUGGAGGCGAAGGUGCGGGCUUUGCAACGGAGAAAGCUGGACCCCGGAAAGGUCGACGAGGACCUUCGGGCGAUCCUGAAGGAGAACCAAGGGUUAGAGGGCCGAUUAAAAGGAGAAACGGUGGAACGCAGGGAGUCGAGCGGCCCUUUAUGACGGCCGUAGAGUGUAUAUUUUUGAUCGGCGGGGGCGCCUUGCGGGCUGUCUUCUGCAUUGGCUUGUGGUUACACCAUCUAUGUCAGAAAGUGACGUUCGGGAUGACGAUAUGGUUUACUUCGAAACUGCGCGCAGAGCCGCAUUCAUGGUCGGUAGGUUGUGGAUCGUCCGCGUUAGAUGUUGGUCGUGGUUCUUGGGCCGUCUUCGAGUGGAAAAUACGCGUUGAUGAAUUGGAAAAGGCUGCGGGCUCAGGCAGUGCCAGCAAGAAAACCAUGAACACUAGAGCAGUCUACAUUAGAUUGCAUUUGAUAGCCACGUUCAAGCAAUAAUCUGCUCUCGUAUUGUACAAUAACGAGAAAGCGCUUUGCUUUGGUUGAGGACAGGUAGACAGGAUGCUCUUGACUAAGCACAGACUCAAGAUCAUCGGAAUCAUGCUUGGCCGGAUACAUUUGAACGUGCCGCAAUUGCGUGCCUCGUCGUCCUCUAGAAAUGCGCAACACUUUGUGGUCCUGUG